AGGAACCACAAAACAUGUCGCUGUUAUUGUUUGAAACGGAAUUUCAAAUGCUGGGCGAGGAACAAAGUGAUAAAUUGUUCAAGGGCUUGUUCGCAGUAUCCCAAUUAUUGGGAGGCUUGGCUGUCAUAUUAGUGGCGAUAUGGAUGAGUAGCUAUAGUGGUGGUUUCGCAUGGGGAGACCCAGUCCACACAUUCAAUUAUCAUCCGAUGUUCAAUAUCAUUGUGGUAUUUCUUCUCGGAGAGGCCGUGAUGGUGUACCGUGUGUUCCGUCACAAAAGCAAGAAGUUCACUAAAACUAUGCACGUAAUUAUAAUGACAUUGGUGUUGCUGUCCUCGAUGAUCGCUUCAAAGGCCGUUUAUGAUUCACAUAAUAUGAACAAGUUCCCGCAUGCGAUGUCACUCCAUUCUUGGGUUGGACUCUUCGUCAUCCUCGGUCUGGGUGGCCAGUAUGCCUUUGCGUUCUCCUGCUUCGUCUAUCCAGUUCUUCCGCUUACUAUUCGCCAGCUCUACAUGCCCUUCCAUCAGUCGGGUGGCCUGUGGUUCUUCGGACUUCUAGCUGUCAAUGUAGGAAUGGGAAUAGCUCAAAGAGCCGCUUGGAACCAUACUUGCUGGACGAAAGGACAUGAACUCUGUGGACCGCAGGUUGUCUCAAAUCUUCUUGGCGUCUGUGUAUUUCUAUAUACACUAAUCGUUAUGAUUCUGGUUGCGAAUCCCAGGUGGAAACGCAGUCCACUGCCAGAGGAAGUGAGUCCCGCCAAGAAUACCGAGAAUACCGCUAGAAGCGCGAAAAAGGUCCGAAAUGAGUAACGAAUGAGAGCUGGACGCCGCCGAGCUGCAUGUAAAUAACAGUACGAAGUCUUUUCCACAGAUGACAAGUUUUCAUGUACAUAUUGAACUAACAAUUUUUAUU
Messenger RNA from Cylicocyclus nassatus, 909 nucleotides. Lineage: Eukaryota; Metazoa; Nematoda; Chromadorea; Rhabditida; Strongylidae. The record is from the annotation of a GenBank genome assembly.